Aspergillus bombycis is the source of this 1545-nucleotide messenger RNA. RefSeq names its product MFS transporter. Bases 1 to 1545 code for a protein of 514 amino acids. The record is from RefSeq and is a predicted model, not a curated record. NCBI's taxonomy places the organism in Eukaryota, Fungi, Ascomycota, Eurotiomycetes, Eurotiales, Aspergillaceae. Gene Ontology annotation, molecular function: transmembrane transporter activity. The transcript is spliced from 2 exons. Gene Ontology annotation, biological process: transmembrane transport.
AUGGCAGACAUAGUAUACGUCAACGAGCAUGAACUUACUCGAAGCUACACAGCAGAUGCACAAGGCUGCACUGCUCAAACACUUGAACCCGCUAUCUCCAAGCUGCCAAGUUUGGAAAAUUCUCCAGAUUAUGAGAUCUUCUGGAAAGCUGAGGACCCCGAAAACCCCCGUCUCUGGCCGCUAUGGUACAAAAGUGUCACUGUUGUGACGAUGAGCCUUGGUGCGACAGUGGUCAGUCUUUCCAGCACUCUGUACACUUCAGGAAUCCCGGGUCUGGAGGAUGAAUUCCACAUAUCGAAACUUACCGGUCUCUUCGGUGUCUUUACCUACCUUCUUGGCAUGGGGGUGGGAACCAUUGUAUUCGCCCCACUGAGCGAAGUUGUCGGUCGAAGACCAGUUUACAUAGUCUCUAUGGCCAUCUUUCUCUUGCUCAUCCUUCCGAGCGCUUUGGCUCGGAAUAUAGAAGCGAUCUUAAUCAGCAGGUUCUUCGGAGGCCUCUUCGGCAGCGCGAUCAUGGGCAACUCUCCUGCCUCGGUGAAUGAUAUUGUCUCCAAUAAACAUCGCGCUCUGGCGUUCGGUAUCUGGUCGAUUGGACCUACAAACGGCCCUGUCUAUGGCCCGAUAAUUGGCGGUUUUGUGUUCCAGUAUCUGGGCUGGAGGUGGACGAACUGGAUUGUCCUGAUCUUUGGUGGUGCAAUUCUCGUCCUGAUGUGCUUUAUCAAGGAAACAUACGCUCCGGUGAUCCUCCAAAAGCGAGCAGCAAAACUUCGGAAAGAAACAGGGGAUCCCAAGUGGUGGACGCGAUACGAUGGUGGAGAAGAUCUGUCAAAGCGACUCAAAACCGGUCUCAGCCGGCCGUUCGUCAUGCUUGUGACCGAGCCAAUCUGCAUAUUCUGGGACAGCUACAUCGCGAUCGUCUACGGCGUUCUUUAUCUGUGCUUCGUUGCAUACCCAAUCGCCUUUCAGACAGAGCGUGGCUGGUCACCUGGAAUUGGGGGCCUCUCCUUCAUUGGCAUGGGGUCCGGCGUCCUGAUCACCAUCGCAUGCGAACCUCUCUUCCGCAAAGCGAUUGAUCGUCAUCGCAAGGACCCUGUAACUGGUGAGGUAUCUCCAGAGGCGAUUGUCAGCGUGAUUAUUCUGGGUGCAAUUCUCCUCGCUGUUGGGCAGCUGUGGUUCGCCUGGACUUGCACACCGAAUGUACAUUGGAUCGUGCCCAUUCUGUCCGGGGUUCCGUUUGGUGCUGGCAAUGCAUGUGUGUUUAUCUAUGCCACUACCUACGUCGCCCGCUCGUACGGCAUCUACACUGCCUCUGCGAUGGCGGGGAAUAUGUUCUUCCGCAGCCUGCUGGGCGCUUGUCUGCCGCUUGCAGGACCGUCGAUGUAUAGCACACUGGGGCUUAACUGGGCCAGUACUUUGCUGGGUCUUGUGGAGGCGGCGUGUGUCUCCAUUCCAGUGGUUUUUUAUUUCUACGGACAUAGGAUUCGUAAGGCAAGUCCUAUGAUUCAGGAGAUGGAGAGGAUGCAGGCGACGACAGGAAAUACCUGA